Messenger RNA from Vairimorpha ceranae, 327 nucleotides. RefSeq lists its product as hypothetical. NCBI's taxonomy places the organism in Eukaryota, Fungi, Microsporidia, Nosematidae. The transcript has a single exon. Bases 1 to 327 code for a protein of 108 amino acids. The record is from RefSeq and is a predicted model, not a curated record.
AUGGCCUCCCCGAGUUUAAAAUUUGUAAAAAUUCUUAGGGGAAUGUAUUGCUGGGUAUAUGAUUUUACCCCAGCCCAGACUAUUGAUUUCUGCGAUUGUUCGGAGACUACCUAUAUUAAAAUCAAAGAUUUGAUUUUGCAAGUAAUUUCUAAACAAGAACCAGAAAUGGUUAAAAUGGGUGAAGAAGGUAUUGGGGUGCAGUUUGACGAAACGGCUAUCUGUAAUGGGGAGUUAAUACCCAACCCAUCCAGUACCCUAGACAACAAACCCAACGUACAAUGGUUAUUAGGUGGUGCAGAAGAGGGAAAUUGUGGGGCUUUGUUCUAA